Molecule: messenger RNA, 1374 nt
Organism: Oppia nitens
Lineage: Eukaryota; Metazoa; Arthropoda; Arachnida; Sarcoptiformes; Oppiidae
Product: phospholipase A2-like
Exons: 6
Coding region: 372-1316 (314 amino acids)
Biological process (GO): arachidonate secretion; phospholipid metabolic process
Source: RefSeq, a predicted model, not a curated record
AAAAGGUGGGUUUUAAUCUGAUUUUGUUGUGAACUCUUGGAAACACCUUUUUGUUUGGUUUUUUUUUGUGUAUGUAUUGAUUGUCUGCACAAAACAUUAGAGAGAAGUGUUGACCUCUUUCCACAUCCAGACUUCAAUAACAGUCAAACAAAUCAUUUCUUUCUUUCAAAAAGUGUUGCUUUUGUUUGUCUAUCACUAAUACAUAAACUUUUUUUGGAGAACCAGUAAUCCACAGAUUCAAAGACUUUAUGGCAAGAAAUCAGUACAUCUUUUUAUAAAUAAAUGUUAACAUAUUUUAUCAUAUAAUUUGUUUAAUUGUAAUAAAUUGGUGUAAUAUAUUGUUUUUAUUUUUUGAAAAUUGUUUUUUUAAUAUGAAUUUUUAUUUUAUCCAAAAUUUUCACCUUAUUUUGAUAAAUAUAUUUAAAUUGUUAAUUGCAUUGAAGUCAUGCUGUGUUACUCUGGGAAUGGAUGUAUUUUAUGAAACUAAACCACUGAUAAUAGUGAAUAAACUGGAAGAUCACAACCAUCGUGACAUCGAUGAUAAUCUAUCGGUAAACAGUUAUGCUUUGGAGUCGAUGCCAAUGGACAUCAUACUGAAGAUGGAUAAGACAAUGGCAGUACUAGAGUUCGACCAUUCGAGCAAAAUGAUGGAAAAGUGCCAACUCUUUGAUCUCGAAAAAGAGGCCGAAAAGGCCGAUAUAACCGCUGCGGGUACCGGUUUGCCGGUCAUCAAAAGUGACUUCCGGACAAUGCAAGAGGCCAUCAAUAAGUGCAGAGAAUUGUCUGAAAAAGUGUCUGCAAAUCACAGUCUGGAACCAUUCACCGCAGCCAACAGUAAUAUCACCGAAAACUCAAUUUCAUUGUUUAGUCUAUGGCGGGGAUUAAUACCCGGCACUAAAUGGUGUGGUUUAGGUGAUGCCGCCAAUAAUUAUGACGAUUUGGGUACAAAACGAGACAUUGAUGUUUGCUGUAGAGCUCAUGAUCACUGUCCCAUUAGAUUAAAGGCACUACGUUAUGGUUAUGGCUUAAUAAACUUAUCUUUAUAUACAAAGUCUCACUGUGAUUGCGAUGAAGACUUUCUCAAGUGUCUCAAGAGAUCCAGUAAUUCAUACGCAACAAUGUUAGGCAACUUUUACUUCAAUGUGUUGAAAGUCCAGUGCAUUAAAGAGGAGAGGCCUGUCGUAUGCUUGGAAAUCAGAAAGUCAAUGUAUUUUUGUUUGCAUAGAAAGAACAGCAUUGGAAAGGAUGAGUGUCUCCGGUAUGAAGUGUCGACUGAAAGCCGCAUGAAGUUUGUGACACCAGAACUUCAAUACUAAAGCUUCUCCACAUUAAGUCAUAAAUAUAUAUAUAUUUUGUAUAUAGUUUUAUAUAUAA